AUGUCGACAGACCAGAAGACAGCCGGCCCCGAGGGCAAUGCCCUCUUCACGCGCAGCCACCUGUUCGACCUGACCGGCAAGGUCGCCCUCGUCACGGGCGGCGGCACGGGCAUCGGCCUGAUGGCCACACAGGCGCUCGCCGCCAACGGCGCUCGCGUCUACAUCACCUCGCGCAACAAGGAGAAGAUCGAGAACGCAGCGUCGACGUACGGCGGCGAUGCCGUCGCGGGGGAGAUCAUCCCGCUCGUCGCCGACGUCACGAGCAAGGCCGACAUCGACCGGCUGACGAAGGAGAUCGAGUCGCGCGAGGAGUGCCUCGACGUGCUCGUCAAUAACGCGGGCGUGUCGAGCUCCUCCAUCGAGGUCGAGAGCGAGGGCGCCGCGGACAUGAAGGCCAGCCUCUUCGACGGCGGGGCGGCGGACUUUGACGACUGGACCGACACGUACCGGACCAACGUCGCGGCCGUGUUCUACGUGGCAGCGAGCUUCCUGCCGCUGCUGCAGGCGUCGACGGAGAAGCGGCGCGGGUGGAGCGGCACGGUGAUCAACAUCAGCAGCAUCAGCGGCAUGAUCAAGAAGUCGCAGCACCACUUCUCGUACAACGCGUCCAAGGCGGCGACGAUCCACGUGAACCGGAUGCUGGCGGAGGAGGUGGCGUCCAACGGGAUCAAAGUGCGGAUCAACAGCAUCGCGCCGGGCGUGUUUCCCAGCGAGAUGACGACGAAAGAGUCCGCCGACGAGCAGCAGAAGAGCGCGAUCCCCAAGGAGAAGUACGCCGACAAGGUCCCCGCGGGCCGGCCGGGCAAGGACGAGGACAUGGCGGCGACGGUGCUGUACUUUGCGUGCAACCAGUACCUGAACGGGCAGACCCUGGCGGUCGACGGGGGGUACACGCUCGCUGCUGGGUUGUAG
Colletotrichum higginsianum IMI 349063 is the source of this 912-nucleotide messenger RNA. Its product is annotated as Short-chain dehydrogenase. The transcript has a single exon. The record is from RefSeq and is a predicted model, not a curated record. Gene Ontology annotation, molecular function: oxidoreductase activity. Lineage: Eukaryota; Fungi; Ascomycota; Sordariomycetes; Glomerellales; Glomerellaceae. The coding region runs from base 1 to 912 and encodes 303 amino acids.